Linnemannia hyalina is the source of this 933-nucleotide messenger RNA. NCBI's taxonomy places the organism in Eukaryota, Fungi, Mortierellomycota, Mortierellomycetes, Mortierellales, Mortierellaceae. The record is from the annotation of a GenBank genome assembly.
AUGAGCAAGAGAAAGGCAACUGAGAAACGCGAUCCCGAGGAUGUCGAAAUGGCCAGCCACGAGGAAGACGAGGAUGAUUCCGGUUCUGAUGGCGAGGAUAUCAUCAACGUCGAUUUCGAGUUCUUUGACCCAAAGGAGAUAGACUUCCACGCAAUUAAGAACCUCCUCAACCAAUACUUUGCCAGCGACGCCAUCCUCUUUGCCCUCUCAGAACUCUCCGACCUCAUCGUCGCCCAGUCCAACGUCGGCACGACCAUCAAAGUCAACGGCGUCGAGUCCGACCCUUACUCCCUCCUCACCGUCCUCAACAUGAACCAACACCUUCAUCAUAUCCACCCUACUCCCGCUACAUCAGAAGGAACAGGAGCACCAGCAACGCAGAAGCCAAGCCAAGCGAUGACUCAGAUCCGGGAUUAUGCGUUUACGAAAUCGAAGCAAAAUGAGGGACUGCAUAACAAAUUGAAGGAGCUUUUGGCGGCCGGGUCCAAGAAGGAGGUUGGGUUGAUUUUGAGCGAGAGGUUUAUUAAUAUGCCAGUUGAGACCGCACCUCCUAUGUGGAGGAUGUUGCUUGAGGAAGUCAAGUGGGCUGUUGACGAGGGAUUGCCGUUCAACUUUGAGUACUAUUUGUUGAUGGCGCCUACAUACCAUGAAGUCGCUCCCAAGAUCGAUCUGGACGACGAGGCUCCCAAGCCCACCAAGAAGAAGACCAAGACCGCGGAGCCAACGACAUUCUUUUUCCACCCAGAGGAAGAAAUGCUGCAGCAGUUUGCCGAGUUUACACAGGACUUCAAGUUGACGACGCCACCAACGGUUGCAGAGUCCAAGAACACGUUUGAGGACUAUGGAAUUGCCCCCGCCCGCCGCAUGAUGCUCAUCCACAAGACCAAAAUCCCCGAAGUCGUCCAAUUGAUGGCCAACAACUCUCAGUGGUAG